GUAUCCGCCAUGCCCGCCACCUCGACCCAGCGCUUGCUUACGGUUCCCUGACCAGUGACCACCCAGCGCCUUCGUUCUCCUUUCUUCUAUCCCUCGCCGUCCGUCCCCGAGACUCACCUGCACUCCAUUUCAGUGAGGCUAGCCAUGGUGAAGCUGGCGACGGCGCGCGAGUGCCGCACAUACAGCCUGGGCGCCGGCGCGGGGUCCGGCACGGCGUCGCGCAACCGGUGGGAGUACAUCAACGCCGGGGUGUACAUCUUGGCGGCGGUGCUCCUGGUCGCCGGGUUCCUGGCGCAGCUCCCGCCGUGGGGGCGCGGGUGGUCCGGCAGGCCGGGGCUCGUGGUGACCGCGAUCGGGCUCGCCGGCGUGCUGGCCGUCAACGCGCACGACCUCCUGGCGCACGUCGCCGGCGUCGAUUACCGGCUCGGGACGGUGGCUGGCCUCGACGCGCAGCUCGCGCUCGUCGAGCUCGCCGUCCCCGCCGUGCAGAUCGUCGGCACACUGCUCAUGCUCGUCGCUGUCAUCUUCUUUGAGAUUCAGAUGGAGAGAGGGUACCGGCACAGUCUAGCAGUGCACGGCCUGAACCUGCUCAUAGCCGGGCCGGCGCUGUGGUGCCUGGGGUCCGUGCACAACAUCUGCCAGGUCUACGAGCGAGCGAGCGGGCACGUCCAGCUCCUGCAGAAGAGCGUGCAGAUCCCGCUGCUGCUGGGGAGCACCCUCUUCCUCGUCGCCGGCGUCGUCAACCGGCACGACCGCCGCAGCCGCCACUCCGCCUUCGUGCUACUGGGGAGGAGCUGGGUGUGGUUCUGCGUGUUCGGGAGCCUCUUGUUCCUGGCCGGCGGCGUGCUGAACCUGCUGAAGGUGUUCAAGACGCAGCAGAUGGGCGGGAGGGGACUGGAGAAGCUGCGCGGCGGCGCGCAGGAGCGGCUGGCACUGGAGAGGGAGGGCAAGGUGCCCCUCAUCCUGGAGCAUGGCCACGGCGGCGGCGGCGGCGGCGGACGGACUAGGCCUGGCCCUGCGGCAGGGGCGAUGACGCCGCCGCCCGGGUCCUACAAGGACGCGCUCGUCAGCAGCGCCAGCUAGGAGAGGAACAGAACAGCAAUGGCAGGCCGCCUUGUGUAGAUGCUCAGGAUUUCACGUUGAAGUGUACUCUGCUUUUUUAUCAUCGAUUACGUUCACGCCUGACGCCUGGGUCUGGUUGAAUAAACUUUACUACUGCAGGGGUGCGGUGACAUGUCGGUAAUAAGCGAAUAAUUGCUGUC
Molecule: messenger RNA, 1262 nt
Organism: Sorghum bicolor (sorghum)
Lineage: Eukaryota; Viridiplantae; Streptophyta; Magnoliopsida; Poales; Poaceae
Exons: 3
Coding region: 145-1083 (312 amino acids)
Source: RefSeq, a predicted model, not a curated record